This is a messenger RNA of Nezara viridula (southern green stink bug), 2288 nucleotides long. The record is from the annotation of a GenBank genome assembly. NCBI's taxonomy places the organism in Eukaryota, Metazoa, Arthropoda, Insecta, Hemiptera, Pentatomidae.
GGAAGAUUUACGUAAGCCGGUAUUGUAUUAAAUUAAAAACCUUUCAAUAUAUAAAAAUUGUUUGCAUCAUAAUAAUCAUAGCUGUUCAGUUUCGAAAGUAUUCAACAUUGACUGCUGUAGUAUUUAAAAUAAACCCUUCAUUUAUAUCGGAACCGUUGAUUAUAAACAUUGUGAAGGUUAUAUACAAUGAGUACUGUGAAGGAAGUGAUAAUUUAGUUCAAUGGUUUUACAUUGGGCAGAAGUGAACCCAUUUGUUUUUAUUUGCCCUUAUUUAGGCCAUGAUUUGGAAUUUGAAAGAAUGUCCUAUUCCAGUGGAUAUGUAUCCUGCUUUCGUAUUAAGGGAGUACCAAUAUUACCACCCAUAUUAACUGAUGAAGAAAGACGACAAUGUCGAAUUUACAAACAACAGGCUAUAGAUGUGGAAAAAAGGCUACAAGAAAAAAGGUUGCUAAAAGAAAAACAACUCGAAUCUGUGCAGGAAGAAUUAUCACAAUGUGAAGAUGAAAAUAGUUCUUCAACAGAAAUGGAAGUCUUGGAUUUCAUACGUAAAGCACUUGGGGAUUCUAAUGAUUUGGAAGAAGUGAAACUUCUUAUCUCACAGGUUGGAGAAGAACUUAAAAAACGUAAAUCUAUUGGAAGUCAUGAUUCCACUUUUAAUGAUGUAGACAGCAUUUCAUUUAACCAGAGUACAGAUAUGUGUAAUGUAGAUAGAGUUGCUAAUUAUUUUGAUAAACAAAAUGUGGACGAGUCAGUCGCUUAUAUCAAUCACCCUGACUUACAAUUAGUAUCCCAAAAAAUUGAUGAAGAGCACCUAAUUUCUAAAGGCAAUAGUCCUGGACAUGCUGCUACUACAGAAAAUCCUAAAGUUGUUUCUGAAGCUGAAGAAGCGGUUACUUCAAUAUUUUCCAGAAAUGUCAGCCAGUUACCUUUCGAUGAGGUCACUUCAGAAUUUUCAAGACAUUCCAACCAGUUACAGUCAGAUGACAUUUCUUCAGAAUUUUCAAGAAAUUCCAAUAAGUUACUUUUUAACGAACUUCCUGAAACUUACGUGACUGAAUCGAGUCAAAUUGAUUUGUCAAAUGUUCAUAAGGAAAAAGUGUCACCAGCCAGGAGUAGUGGAAGUGGAGCAAUCACUCCUCCCAAAUUGAUAAGAAGUAAUUCUUAUACUUUAGAUUCUCCAAGCCCUUCUGUUUUAAUGUAUUUAAGAUCCUUGGCUCUUGAAAAUUCUAGUGAAAAAGUUGAAGUUUCCACCAAAGUUAUUAAAAACUUAAAUAAUUAUUGGAAAGAUGAAGAGCCUAAUGUAGGAAAUCCUCUUGCUGCGGUUUUUGAAUUGAAAAAUGGAGUUGACAAUGUAGAAAGUGAUAACUCUGAUCAUGAAGUGAAUAAUUACAAAACACAUAUUAAUAACGAAGUUGAUCUUUUAAAGAUUCCAGAUAAACAGAAUGGGUAUAUCACACAUCUUAAUAAUAAAGUUAGUCCUUUGAAGAUUGAAGAUGUCUGUAAUGAUGAAAUUGAUGAUGAAAAAGUGAAAGCAGCUAUAAUUAUUCAGGGUGCUGCUCGAGGUUUUUUAGUGAGGCGUUUAAUGAAAACUCAAAAAAUAAAAGAUCUGAAAGUUAUUAUCAAGGAAGCAGUUCUUUGUGCUUGGAAUUUAUACGGCGAGCAAGCUGUCAGCCCUGCUGAUGUUCAGCUUCAUGAAAGGAUAAUACAGCAGGUAACUGCUGCAUGUUAUGAAUUGCAUUCCAUUUUCUUUAAUUGGUCUACAACGGACAGGAUGGCUUUGAUUAGAUCUGACAGAGAAAAGUUGAAGUAUCCAAAACCGAAGUUUAGGCCUUCCAGGAAUAGAAAAGUGAGUGAAUCUAAUUCAGUUAGCAGUAGUACCAGAUCAAAAUCUGCGUCUUCUGUAUCUGUAAUGUCAAGAAGCAGUACUCCUGGAGAACUGUCCCGUCCUACGACACUACCGACCAGUUUAAGAAAAAAUGUCAAGUAUCAGGCUUGGAGCAGGUGAUUCCUGAUGUUGGCGAUAAUUAUGGAUACCAUUUUGUGAUUGAUUGAAAUUAAAACCAAAGCACUGUUGUUUUUAUUUUUUUAUUUUUGUAAGUUUUUUAAUUUAAUAGUCACCAAUAAAAUGUGCCUUUAUUAAUACAUAUCAUGUAUUUAGAGUAGAAUAAUAACAUUGUUCACUAGUUUGGCUUAAAGCCACCUUUAGAUUAUAUUUUUUAACAAAUAAUUUAAUUAUUUUGCAUGUUCAUCUCUAAUGUUUGUCAAAUACAUAUAUUUUUGCAAGUUUA